Molecule: messenger RNA, 2231 nt
Organism: Bicyclus anynana (squinting bush brown)
Lineage: Eukaryota; Metazoa; Arthropoda; Insecta; Lepidoptera; Nymphalidae
Exons: 4
Coding region: 100-873 (257 amino acids)
Biological process (GO): regulation of transcription by RNA polymerase II
Cellular component (GO): nucleus; transcription regulator complex
Source: RefSeq, a predicted model, not a curated record
GCAGCCCGCGGCCGGCGGCGGCAGGCGGGGCAGGCGGCGCCGCUCGGGCCCGCGCGCGCCAGUCCGCGCCCGGAGCCCGCCGCCGCGCCGCGUCGCGCCAUGGACAUGGAACAGUUCAUCGAGAGCGUGCGCAGCUUCCCCUGCCUGUGGAACACCACCGCCAUCGAGUAUCGCGACCAGGAGCUCAAGGACGCCGCCUGGACCGAGGUCAUGAAGGAGACGGACCUGGCGUCAGUGAAGGAGGCCAAGCUGAAGUGGAAGAAGCUGCGCGACAGCUACCGCGACGCACUGAAGCGGCAGAGCGAGAUGCUGGCCAAGGAGCCGGGCGCCGGCCAGCCGCCCAAGAAGUCCUACCCCUGGAAGUACAUGGCGCCCAUGCAGUUCCUGCAGCCGCACAUGAACGUGCGCAAGAAGGCCGCCAGCCCCCCCGCGCCGCCCGUCCGCGACACCGCGCAGCGCAACGGCGACGCGCGCUCGUCCGAGGAGUCCGAGUCGGAGCCGGAGUCCGAGCCGAAGCGCAAAGCCUGCGACCGCAUCGCUCUCAUCGACCGCAAGCUCGACUUUUUGUGCAAGGCGCAGAGCAAGCGGCCGUUCACGGAGACGCAGUACCGCGAGCGGCGGCGCGAGGCGGGCCCGCCGGCGGCGGCGCCGGACCCGCUCGACAUCUUCUUCAACAGCAUGUGCCAGUCGGCCAAGCGCUUCCCCUACCCGGCGCAGAUCAAGAUCAAGAAGACGCUGUUCGACGCGGUCAUCGAGGCGGAGCAAGCGCUGCUGGCCGAGCAGCAGAGCUACGCCAGCCUGUGGGCGCGCGCCGGCAGCAGCAGCAGCAGCGAGCCGGACGACGGCGCCGACGAGGAGCGCCGCGCCUCCUGAGCCGCGCUGCGCCGGCUGUACGCGCACUACGCCGCGCUGGCGGCCCCGGCCGGCCGCGGCGACUCCAGCUAGGCGCGAGCGGCUGUUGGCUGUGUUGUAGUGGACGAGUCUCGGCUGACGUCGCGUUAUGACUUUGUGGUGCUGCCGGAGUGUUAGCGCAGUGCUCCUUAACGUGAUAUGUGUUCAUCGCUCGUGAACGGUACUGUAACUAAGGAUGGUCGAAUCUUAAAUAUUCGUCGUGUGUUUGUGCACAGUGGGUUGUUAGAAGUAAACAAGUGUGCAUGUAAGUAUGGGUUGUUGUAAGUAAAUAAAUAUGCUAUAAGUAAAGUCUGUACUAUAAUGUUAAUAAAUUCAACAAUGUGACAAUAUAAGAAUAAACAGACGUAACGGUCAAAUAAAGCUCUAGAUAUAAUGUGUUCACGAUCACGCGUGCGACCGCACCGCACCGUACUCUCACCGGAGAGCAUGUCUGUCACUCACUCACGCGAUUCGCAAUCUUGAACUUGAAGGGUACGUAAAUGCAAUCGAUCUCUUACUUUAACUAAUAAGUAUACAAAAGUGACAAUGUAAAUGUUUCAGUAUACUAUUAGCAUAUACAUAUAGUGAUAUCAUAUUGACGUAUGGUAGCGAAUAUUAAGCUAUACCUACCUAGUAGUUAGAUUAAGUUAAAACAUUUUAUAAAAGUGUGACUGAAGACGAAAGCCAAAUGUAUUUUGCUUAAAUGUAAUUUUAUAAUACCUAUAUUUUAACAACGAUUAAAUAUAUCAUUCGUUGACCCUAAGAUAUAAAAUAAUAGGAUUAAAUAUUUAUUAUAUUAAUUGCAAAAUAAAAGAAAUAUCUAUCCAUUGGUAGGUGAUAAAGUUCGGUGGAUUGUUUAUUCGAAAUUCUCCAGUAAUUAAUUAGGGACAACCCUAGGGGCACUCAGAAAUUAGCCACUCAUUAUAGGGGCAACACUAGAUGUACUCAGAAAUUCUCCACUCAUUACAGGGACAAAUCCAGGGACACUCAGAAAUUCUCCACUCGUUACAGGGCACUCGGAAAUUCUCCGCUCAUAACAGGGACAACCCUUUGAGGUACUCAGAAAUUCUCCACUCAUAACAGGGACUACCCUUUGAGGUACUCAGAAAUUCUCCACUCAUUACAGGGACAAACCCAGAGGCACUCGAAAAUUAAAGAAAUAAGUUAAAUCAACAAGAGUGUUCAAUCUAUCUGUAGGUAUAUUCAAGAGGAUUUGAUGUCCCGUAAUGACUAGCUAUUUGACCAGUAUUCAAUGUCCGGGUUCCAGAGCGGUGUCGAGCGUGAUAAUGUUAUAUUGUAUUGUAACUAUCUCGAUAACUAAUAAACAUUUUUACACAUAA